AUGAGCGCUACACCACAGGAAUUAUCUAGUGAUUAUGAAGAUGCUGAGGAACAACAACAAGAACAAAGAUUGGAUUCAGUGACAUUAAACAAUGCUAACAUGGCAAUAACUAAAGCAAAUUUACAAAGACAUGCUUGGGAAGAUGUUAGUUUUGCAAAAGUUAAUUUUAAUAGUGCAUUAAAACAAGCAAAUGAUUUAUUAGAAGAUACAUUUGGAUUAUCAAUUAGUGAAUUACCAGUCAAAGCAGGGAAAAAUAAUAGUGAUUCCAGCAAAAAGAAAGAUAAUAAACCUCAAUCAAGUCAACAAUAUGUCUUGACUAAUAAAAUUGUUGAUCCAUAUGCAAGAUUUCAAUUAGAAAGUCAAUGGUUAUCUAAGGCAAAUUCAUUAUUUCAAAGUGAAUUAAUGGAAGAAAGACAUGAUUAUAGAAAUAAUAAAGAAACAUAUCCAACUUUAACCACAGAUAAGAAUUUAGUAUCAAAUGGGUUAACAUUAAUGAUUAUUUCUAUAAUUAUGGUUUCAAAUAAUCAUAUAAGUGAAGGUGAAUUAUUAACAAUUUUAAAUGAAAAUUUUGGUAUAAAUACCAAUACUCCAUUAGAAAUAUUAAACAUACCCAUUUUAGAUUUUUUUAAAAUAUUAGAUAAACAAGAAUAUCUAAUUAGAAGUUCAUUAAAAUCUGAUAAUGAAGAAAUUGUGGAAUAUAGUAUUGGUAGAAGAUCCAAGAUUGAAUUUAAUAAAGAAAGUUUUGUUGAAUUUGCAAGAAUUAUUUAUAAUGAAGGUGAUGAUGAAAGUGAUGAAUUUUUGAAUCGUGUUUAUGCUACUAUUGAUUCAACUUUUGGGUCGGUUAAAGAUGAAUAA
Molecule: messenger RNA, 855 nt
Organism: Hansenula ciferrii
Lineage: Eukaryota; Fungi; Ascomycota; Saccharomycetes; Phaffomycetales; Wickerhamomycetaceae
Gene: NSE3
Product: Smc5-Smc6 complex subunit NSE3
Exons: 2
Coding region: 1-855 (284 amino acids)
Biological process (GO): DNA repair
Cellular component (GO): nucleus
Source: RefSeq, a predicted model, not a curated record